Messenger RNA from Bursaphelenchus xylophilus (pine wood nematode), 1987 nucleotides. NCBI's taxonomy places the organism in Eukaryota, Metazoa, Nematoda, Chromadorea, Rhabditida, Aphelenchoididae. The record is from the annotation of a GenBank genome assembly.
AUGGAGCUCGAGUCACGGACUGAGGUGUACGUCGAGCAUGAAAAGCUCGACUAUGGCACUAUUCUCGACUGGAUAAAAUUGGAUCAAGACGCGAAGGUCCUUACAAGCUCCAUCCCGGGAAUAAUGGUGAGUCAACUUUUUCUUACGAGGAGGUACUGCAAGUUGGACGCUUCUAUUUUGAUAAAACUUGGCACAAAUUUAGAAUAAUUUUUUACAUGACGUGUGCGAGACUUCCAGCUCGCGCUUUGCGGAAACGACCCAGAUUUUUAUGCUGAAAGUUGCCAAAAAUUUUUUAGUUUGCACAGUCAGGAGACAAAGGAAAAUUCCAUAUAUGUUAAGUGCAAUGAUUUUACAAGGAAAGUAGUUCUACGGGGUAAAAAUGCCGCUUUUCUUGCGAAUGCUGGCAUAGAAAGUUUCAUUCGUAUCUCUACCGCAGUCUUUCCACGAAGAAAUUACUUUUUUUUUAAACUGGCCAAUUUACGGCCAAAAUUUUUUCUCUGACCGCUCUCUGAGUUUUGCGUUCUCUCUCGGCCGCAAAGAUCGCUGAAAAUCACGGUUGUAGUUGCAAAGCGGGAGCUAAGAUUUUCUGGAAUUGAAACGUUGCCUAUGCCCGAAGUGUGUGCAAAAUUUUAAGAAAACUGGGCGUCGCACUUGGAAUACUUCCUUAAUCAGCUAAACUUAUUCUAGCCGUCGGAUAUCAUCCUCGAAGCUGGGCGGCCGGAUAACCUCCACCAAGUGGGGUCGGCAGAAUCCCUUAAAAGAUUCACGCCCCAAUAUGGAACCGUGGGAUUCAUUAUCCUGCGACUGGAUCGGCUCAUCACGCCCAUCCCAACCAAAGCCUUUCUGAUAUCUCGGGAAAGAUCAGAGUUGGUAAGUUCGGUUAAAGUAGGCGAAAAAUUCAGCCUGACCUAUUCCAAAAAUAAUAAUUUUUUCCAAGCUGCGCCCUAGGCCUUACUUUGGGAAUGACGCCAAUUUAAUUUUCCGAAAACAUUCGGGCGCAGCACGGAAAAAUUUGUAUAGUUGAUUUUUUUCAAUUUGGACCAGAUUUUUUCAAAAAUUGACCUGAUUUCUUUUUAAUAUUUUACGAAUUUAAUUUCAGUGUGACAAGCUUCGCCACAGGUUGGCGGAGUCUGUCAUCGAGCUCGCACAACUACCAACAAGAAUAGCCUUUGAAAAGGCAAAGGCAGACAUUGUGGAGUUGACGAAAAAGGUAAGCAACUUUUUGGGUUUUAAAAAAGAAGAAAAAAAUUUUGUAGUAGAGUUAUUUUACUGCUUGCCCUUCUAAUUGUAAGGCAUACCACGAGUUAUUCAUUAUAAGUUCAUUGAUUACUCAAGAACUUCUUAAAAAGGUGUAUAUAAUAAUGAUGCCUAGAAAGGGUCGAUGAUAAAUUACAAGAUACAAAAAAAGGGGAAACAGUAAAAUAUAAUAAGACAAUUACUAGCUAGGCCCACUCCAGACGGAGGGGCGCCUCGGUUCUCCCGAACCUCCUCCCUCCUUGACUCCCAAAUCAGCUAACUAAUUCUUAUCAAGGGUACCUACGACCCUGUCGGAUAGGGGCGUAUUUAUGAUGUGUCGCGCUGCUAUUUGGCGCAUACAACUGUAUUAUGAUAUAUAAUUGAUAGUAAGAAUUACUUAGCCUUAAAGCGCAUGAGUAUCUCGGUUCUUCCUGGGCACGUUGUGAAGCUUUAGAAAUCGAUGCGAUUUUAAUUUAGAGUUAGCAAAACUAUAUUUCAGAUUCCUAAUAAUAAAGAAUGUAAAGGUGCCUAAUAAAAGUUUUAAAAUAUUAUGCAUAACAUACCUUCAUAAAUUUCUUUUAAGAGACAGUCAGCCCAUAUCGAAGUUAAUCUUGAGCUGGCUCCGAGAAAAAGCGAAGGAGAAACCAUCAAGGAAGAAGACACCCAGCACGAAACUGGAGAGGAUGUUCGCGGAAAAGUCUGGGACCACCAAUGGCGUCAAAGAUCGGGUAAUCGGAUGAACCCAUUGUAA